Messenger RNA from Coregonus clupeaformis (lake whitefish), 2305 nucleotides. RefSeq names its product kelch-like protein 38. The coding region runs from base 96 to 1913 and encodes 605 amino acids. The transcript has 8 exons. NCBI's taxonomy places the organism in Eukaryota, Metazoa, Chordata, Actinopteri, Salmoniformes, Salmonidae. The record is from RefSeq and is a predicted model, not a curated record. Gene Ontology annotation, molecular function: protein binding.
UAAAGAGUGGGGUCUAUAUUUAAACAGGAAUGUACACAGAGCCAGAGACAUCAUGGAAAGAGACCAUAACAACAAACACAGAUAUGUCUGGGUGAAUGUUGCUGAUAGCAAAGCAGAGUGAAGGACAGCUACCUCAGAUGCAUCAGAAGACUGAGACAAGAAUGGACCGAUCAAAGCCACACCCGGAGGUGUUCCACUACAGCAACAAGGAGCAGUCGUCCCACCUCCUGCUGCAGCUGAACCGCCUCAGACAGGAGAGGAUCCUUACUGACGUGCUACUCUGUUCAGAUAACACAGAGAUCCCCUGCCACCGCAACGUUCUGGCCUCCAGCAGUCCUUACUUCACAGCCAUGUUCUGUCACGACUUCAGAGAAAGCCACCAGGAGAAGGUGGAUCUGAAGGGGAUCACCUCCAGCAUCCUGAGUGACAUUGUGGACUACGUCUACACAGGGGUCAUCACCAUCACCAUGGAGAUAGUGCUGCCCCUGAUGCAGGCUGUCUCCAUGCUGCAGUACACCGGGCUGUUCGAGGCCUGCUCCUCUUUCCUGCAGGAGCAGCUGAGCCCAGACAACUGCCUCAGCAUGAUCCGGCUGUCAGAGAUAUUACACUGCGGCAGCCUGAAGGAGAAGGCCAGGGAGAUGGCAGUACAGAGCUUCUCUGACGUCUCUACCUCUGAGGACUUGUGUGAGCUCUCCUUACCUGAGCUGAUGAGUUACCUGGAGGAUGACCGGCUGUGUGCCGAGGAGGAGCAGGUGUUCGAGACGUUGCUGGCGUGGAUCCACCACGACCCAUUCUCCCGGCGCGGCGCCAUCUCCGACCUCUUCAAGAAGGUGCGUCUACGCUACAUCCACCCCACCUACCUGUUCCAGUUCAUUGCCAGCGACCCCCUCAUCCAGUCCUCCACCCUCUGCACCGAGGUCAUCGAGUCCGUCCGACGCCUCAUGUUCUCCAUCACUACUAAGUGUGGGUCGGACCUCAAGCCCCUGUGGGUGACCCCACGGCGCUACACCUGCCGGGAGACCCUGGUUCUAGUCGGCGGCCGCAAGAACAACGAGCAGACGUCCCGUGAAGCGCUCCUGUUCGACGAGAGGACUCAGCGCUGGCAGUGGCUGGCCAAGCUGCCCCUGCGGCUCUACAAGGCCUCCUACGUCUGUAUCCACAGCAUCCUGUAUGUUCUGGGAGGCCUCACCAUGAACACCAAACACAGAGUGGUUAGCACCACUGUCUAUAUGUUAUCUCUGAAGACCAACCAGUGGAGGACGGCUGAGCCCAUGAUCCAGCCUCGCUUCGCCCACCAGUCUGUCUCCUACCUGCACUUUAUCUUCGUCCUGGGGGGCCUGGGGCCAGAGAAGCAGGUGUGUGACACGGUGGAGAGAUACAAUAGUAUGUUCAACCAAUGGGAGGCUAUGGUUCCCAUGCCGACUGCUGUGCUACACCCGGCGGUCGCCGCUAACGAUCAAAGAAUCUACCUGUUCGGGGGAGAGGACGCGAUGCAGAACCCUGUCAGGAUGAUACAGGUGUAUCACAUUGGCAGGAAUAUGUGGUCCAUGAUGGAGACCAGGACAGUGAAGAACGUUUCUGCACCAGCAGCUGUCAUUGAUGACAAGAUCUACAUUAUCGGAGGCUACACCAGAAGAAUGAUAGCGUACGACACCAAAGCCAACCGGUUUCUGAAGUGUGAGAAUAUGAAGGCGAGGAGAAUGCACCAUGCUGCCACGGUGUUCAACAACAAACUGUACGUGACCGGAGGACGCUUCAUCAACGGACAUGAUGUCAUAGAGGACUCUGACAGCUUUGAGUGCUAUGACCCAAAGACUGACACAUGGACAACCAAGGGGACACUGCCAUACAAGCUGUUUGACCACGGUUCUCUAUCCCUGGUGUGUGUCUCCAACAAACCCAACCUUCCCUGAGUGUGUUUCACUCUCUAUUGCAUCUCUGAUGUCCUUCCCUGUCCCACAAACACUCACCAAAACAUCCCUCAAUGGGUGACAGUAUUUCCAGCAGCGAAUCUUAAAUCAAAUGAGAUUUUAGAGACGCUACUUGUCAUAUGGAAGCGAAGCCCUGGGCAGUUAAUUGUUGUGUCGAACUGAAGGCUAUAGGUGUAUACAGUACUGUAGGCUAUAUGAAGGCUACAGUACAUGAUGCCCAACUGUUUAGUUACCAGUCCAAACACGUUGCCAACAGACUGGAUGAUAUUACAACCCACUAGGUAAAAACUGGUUGUAACAGUGUUGUUUCCACGUCAUUUCAACCCAAAAAUUCAAAUUCAACUCUUUUGCCCUCAGAACAACCUCAAUUUGUC